Molecule: messenger RNA, 318 nt
Organism: Rotaria sp. Silwood2
Lineage: Eukaryota; Metazoa; Rotifera; Eurotatoria; Philodinida; Philodinidae
Source: the annotation of a GenBank genome assembly
AUGCAACGUCAUCCCACUCAACAAGAUAAUAAUGAUCGUCUUAGAUCGAAUGAUACCGAACAUACAUGGCAUCCAUUGACUCCACCAUUGACCAAUGAAAAUAGUCAGCAACAACAAAUGAUACAUACUCAUCAAACAGAAGAUGAGUUGACUGAUGAAUUAUUCGAAAAGAUUGAGCAACUCAUCUGUGAUUAUAUGCGCCAACCACAUCGAAACUAUUUACAUUGUCGAGUUCUUCGACGGGACAUCGAAGAAGAUCUCUCACGCUUGUAUAGUGCUGUGGUUGUCAUUAAUCCGCCAACGACGAGACGAUCAUGA